Messenger RNA from Chara braunii, 2869 nucleotides. Lineage: Eukaryota; Viridiplantae; Streptophyta; Charophyceae; Charales; Characeae. The record is from the annotation of a GenBank genome assembly.
GGGGCAAGCAAAGCAUUAGGGACUGAACGGAUUCGUAGCAUCAAGACACACUACUCUGGAAAGGACUGGUUGGCUUGACGUUGAGCAUAAACCAUGGCAGGCCAUGACGCGCGAAAGGGACUCGAGCUGGCACUGAAAAUUCUAGAGCGAGAUAUGAUGGGCAUCGAAUUCGACGUUCAUCCUCGCGAGCCAUGGAUUGUUUUUAUUUCUGAAGAUCGUUUAUCUCUUCGAGUGUGGAACUAUGAAGAUGGGCGGCAGGUUGCCAUUCGGGUUUCUAACGACUUGUUGAGAGCGAAAUUCCUUGCCCAGAAGCAUAGGGUUGCUGUGUUCAAGACCGGCGUCACCCAAGACUCCACUGAGUUGAUCAUCUAUGAGAUCGUGCAAACUUCCGUUGGCCAGAUCUGGAAGAUAAAAGCAGUGCAAACAUUAGGAGCGGAUCUGCUAGAUCUCAGGAAUUUUGUUGCUCAUUCCACAGCACAGUCUAUAUUAACGACCCGUCCUUAUGCACCUUCUUUCCCUUACUUAAGGCAACGCAUUGACUUCCGUGAUUUAGAACGGAAUUUGUUUAAGUGCCAUUUUCCAAAUGAUGAGACUCGGAUAACGACACUGCACUUCCAUCCUCAUAAAUCACACAUUCAUGCAGCUGGCGAUUCUAACGGGAAUAUAUUGAUCUUGGAUGCUGAGAAGCAGGAUUCUCUGUGUCUUCUCCACACGUUUGAAGGUGAGAGCCCAGUGACCUCUACAACAUUCUCCACUAGACCCCGGAAUUCACUCCUUAUCACCGGUCAUAAAUGUGGCAAGUUCAUGGUUUGGGAUCACGAGAGCAAAGAAUGUGUCGUAACUUGUGACGAUGCACAUGAGCAUGCCGUAGUGCAGGCUUUUUUCCAUCCCGACUUGCCGUACAUAAUCAGUGCAUCUGACGAUGGGACCAUCAAGAUCUGGAACGAUUCAAAUUAUCAGUUAGCAAAGAUCCUCCGCAGUGGCCUUGUUGAGGGAUUGGCGAAGGCAGUUCUGUGCAGAAACGACAGUACACUUGUGCUUGGGCGCAAAGAAACAUUGUGUUUCAUUACCAUUGAAGGUGUGAGCUCCAAGGCCAACGUAGAGGGGGGAGUGCAAACGGAGGGGGGAGAUGCAAGAGCAGAGUCGGACAAAAGUCUUCGAUUUGAGAGAGCAGAUCCACCGAGGAUCAAGCAACUGGAGACUGAGUUGAGCACUGUGAGGGCAGAGAGGACGGCGCUGAAAAAGGGAUUCCGAAGUGAGGAAGUGAUGCGAGUGCAUGCACAGAAGAUAACGGAGCUUCAAACCAAGCUGAGCAAUGUGUGGGCAGAGAGGCAGACACUAGAAGUGACACUUGAGAGAUUCAGAGCUGAGCAUGAGAGGGCAGAAGGAUUGCUGUCGGAGAGGGUAAAGCAGCUGGAGCAUGAAAACAACAGUCUGUUGGCCCAAAGGCAGGUCCUCGAAGACAAACUUGAGAGAUCAAAGGUCAGGGUUCACGAACUGGAACGGAGGUUGGAGACAGAAGGAGGUGCACCGGGGAGAUUGGAGAAUUCUUCUGGAGUACGAACAAUGAACAUGCAUCCAUGCAGAGAGUUUCCCUUGGAAGAAUUGAAGACUGCAACAAAUGACUUCCAUGACAACUGCAAACUCCGACAAUGGCAUUACGGAUGUGUCUACAUGGGAAAGAUCAUGGGAAUGGUCACACCAGUCGAAGUAAAGAGACUCAAGAAGGGUGGAAACAGCAUGACAGAAAAUUCAUGUGGCCAAUUGACAAGGGAGCUUGUGGAUCGGUUGAGGUCUCUUCGGCAUCCUCACCUGCAGAUGCUUCUUGGAGUCUGCUACGAAGGAAACUGUCUCGUUUACGAGCACAUGGCCAAAGGAAACGUGAAAGAGUGGAUCUCCUCCUCGAGAGGGUCACAAAGGGGUUUCCUCCCAUGGUACGUUCGUCUGCGGAUAAUUGCUCAGGUCGCCCAAGCCCUGUCGUUCCUUCACACCAACCAGCCACAGAGAGGUGGUGGUGGUCCCAUCAUCCACCGCACCAUCAAGCCGGAAAACAUCUGCUUGGAUGGUGAGUUCGUUGCCAAGAUCACAGAGGCUGACAUGGCCUUGCAGCCCUUGCUUGCCCAGCCCGCUACUGAAGACGGUGAAUCACCGACUAAUAUGCAUCUGCUCCCCUCAAGUGAUGCAAGGUACCUGGCCCCAGAGUUCUCCCAAACUGAGGUCUUUACUCAGCAGACCGAUGUUUACGCAUUCGGGAUCACCAUCCUGGAGAUCCUCACGGGAAAGUUUAGGAAUGCGUUCGGAAUCAUGGAAGACGCAGUGGAAGAUGUGGAAGCCUUCAGAAGGGCCCUGGACCCAAACGCAGGAAGCUGGGACAAUGAUCUGGCCUUGGAAGCUGCACGAGUGGGGUUGAGGUGUGCAAGUCUGAACAGACGCCACAGGCCAACUAUGAUGACAGGUGAGGGUGCCAUCCUGCCUUCGCUGGAGGCUAUUGCACAGAAACUGGAACUUGCUGACUCCCUUUGAGGAGUACAGGGCGCAGUCCAUACUUAUGAAUGGCGCUCAGGUCAUUUGAACACAACUGGGGCCAUUCAAAUGGGUGAGGCUAGGGUAGAGCUGGCCGUUCAAGGGUUCACCAGGUCGUUCAAACUUCAAAGGGAAAAGGAAGCCCAAAAAUGGGCCCCCUGGGUCCGGAAUGGGGUGGGGGAGUCUUAGGCCUAUCUCACCCCCAUUGAAUGAGUCUACUCCAUCGAGGUAAAGGAUGUGCAGACUCUGCAGAGCGUUAGCAUUCCGAAAUAGCUUAGUCAGAGUGAUGAAGGGGAAGGACGAAUCAAAGAACCCAAUUAUGGGGAAGUAAAGCUUGAUGAUGGAA